AUGGACGCCCCCCGAAGGGACAUGGAGUUACUCAGCAACAGCCUGGCGGCCUACGCACACAUCCGUGCGAACCCUGAAAGCUUUGGUCUCUACUUCGUGCUGGGCGUCUGCUUCGGCCUGCUGCUGACUCUGUGCCUCCUGGUCAUCAGUAUUUCCUGCGCACCCCGCCCGCGACCCCGCGGCCCCCCUUCCCGCCGUGACCCCCGUAGCAGCACCCUAGAGCCCGAGGAUGAUGACGAUGACGAGGAUGAGGAGGACACUGUGACGCGAUUGGGACCUGAUGACACGCUGCCAGGAACCGAGCUGUCCCAGGAACCUGAUGGACCCCUCAGCGUCAACGUCUUCACGUCGGCCGAGGAGCUGGAGCGGGCUCAGCGGCUGGAGGAGCGGGAGCGGAUCCUAAGGGAGAUCUGGCGCACCGGGCAGCCGGACCUGCUGGGCACUGGCACCCUGGGGCCCGGCCCCACAGCCACUGGCACCCUGGGCCGCAUGCACUAUUAUUGA
Messenger RNA from Chrysochloris asiatica (Cape golden mole), 504 nucleotides. It is a transcript of the gene EVA1B, whose product is annotated as eva-1 homolog B (C. elegans). NCBI's taxonomy places the organism in Eukaryota, Metazoa, Chordata, Mammalia, Afrosoricida, Chrysochloridae. The record is from RefSeq and is a predicted model, not a curated record. The transcript has 2 exons. Bases 1 to 504 code for a protein of 167 amino acids.